UGUCACUUUUAUCUAUUGCGUGAGUGGUAUUUAAGAGAAGAUCAGCUGUUGGGUGAAACAUCAACAACAGAAUCUUUUUCCAUCAACAAUGGCAACAGCACAUUACAGGGACGUUUCGCCCUUCUUGCGAUUAGUUCGCAAGACGCUCAUGGGUCGAGAGCAUAAAAGUGCUCUGCGUCAAGCAGACACUGUUUCUUGCCCUUCACAACCACCUCCCAAUCUACCACCUGGUGUGAGUGCUAAGCUCUUUGCCAAUUAUUAUUACAUGCGUGAUGGCCGCCGAGCAGUUAAACCAAACGAGGUCUUAGCUAUUAAUUCUCCAAGUGAACCUACAAAGCUUUUGUCUGCUUCUCCAAAGUCAGAGGAUGCGCUUGAUGUCCAGACAAAGACGCCAAAAACUCCAGGCAAUGUCCAUGGUUAUGGCAGUGGCUUCUACUGAAAUUGUAGAUCAUUUUUUAAACCUUCUAUAGUGUAUGUACAGAUUAUUAUUGUAAUCAAGGAGGAAGCGCUAAACCUGUAGGAUUAUAUGUAUGUACAGAAUGUAAAUUAAAUGUUAAAUUAUAAA
Molecule: messenger RNA, 565 nt
Organism: Cherax quadricarinatus
Lineage: Eukaryota; Metazoa; Arthropoda; Malacostraca; Decapoda; Parastacidae
Product: NADH dehydrogenase [ubiquinone] 1 alpha subcomplex subunit 7
Biological process (GO): mitochondrial electron transport, NADH to ubiquinone; ATP synthesis coupled electron transport
Cellular component (GO): mitochondrial inner membrane
Source: RefSeq, a predicted model, not a curated record